Messenger RNA from Ascochyta rabiei, 3486 nucleotides. Its product is annotated as Hydroxymethylglutaryl-CoA reductase (NADPH). Gene Ontology annotation, cellular component: endoplasmic reticulum membrane; peroxisomal membrane. The record is from RefSeq and is a predicted model, not a curated record. The transcript has 3 exons. Bases 1 to 3486 code for a protein of 1161 amino acids. Gene Ontology annotation, biological process: coenzyme A metabolic process; ergosterol biosynthetic process; isoprenoid biosynthetic process. NCBI's taxonomy places the organism in Eukaryota, Fungi, Ascomycota, Dothideomycetes, Pleosporales, Didymellaceae. Gene Ontology annotation, molecular function: protein binding; hydroxymethylglutaryl-CoA reductase (NADPH) activity.
AUGUUCGGCUUCCUCACCAGCCGCUGGCAGUCUGCCACCCCCCAGGCCAAGACAACGCCCACCUGGUUCGCCCACUCCGUCUCGCCCAUCCUGCUCUCCGUCGCAAAGAAGGCGUGCACCCACCCAAUCCACACCAUCGUCACCAUCGCCGUCCUCGGCAGCUAUUCGUAUCUGGGCGUCUUGGACCAGGGCCUGCUCGAUACCGAGGAUGCACACACCGGCCGCGUUGACCUGCAGACACUGCUGUCCGGCAGCAAGCAGCUGAGCGUCGGGCCCGAGACCAACUGGCAGUGGCAGGCCGACGACACAGCCGCUGGCGUGCACGCCCGGGAGCUUGCUCUCAUCACCCUCGUCUUCCCCGAAGCCAGCGUCCCCAACUCGGCGCCCUCGCAGAACUCGGUCCCCACCAAUCUCUCCGUCGAGCGCCUCCCCAGCUCCUCGAGCUCCUUCUCGACCCUGUCGCAAGACACCUCGCUUGCCUACUCCGUCCCCUACCCCGAGGCCUCCGACUUCCUCAUGGCCAUGCAAGAGAUCUCCGCACCCGCCGAUGUCGCCCAUGUGCAGCGCUCUGACAAGGAGGGCACACGUGAGGAGAAGAAGUGGAUGAUGCGCGCCUCCAAGAGCGGCAACACGCCAGGAGGUGUGCGCACCUGGAUCAACGAUUCGUGGACCUUGUUUGUCGAUUUGCUCAAGAACGCCGAUACAGGCGACAUCAUCAUCAUGGCUCUCGGCUACCUCGCUAUGCACUUGACCUUUGUCUCGCUGUUCCUCGCAAUGAAGCAACUAGGGUCCAACUUCUGGCUCGCUACUGCCGUGCUUCUCCAGUCCGCGUUCGCUUUUCUGUUCGCCCUGGGCAUCACCGUCUACCUCGGCGUGCCAAUCAACAUGAUCUUGCUGUCCGAGGGCCUGCCUUUCCUGGUAGUCAUCAUCGGAUUCGAGAAGCCCAUCGUCUUGACAAAGGCUGUGCUUUCAGCUGCUUUGGACGCUCGCCGAGCUGCGGAGGACAACCGCGGAGAGCCCCUCACCAUUCAGUCUGCCGUCCAGACCGCCAUCAAGAGGACCGGAUUUGAGAUUGUCCGGGACUAUUUUUUCGAGAUCUUAAUCCUGGUAGCAGGAGCUAUGUCUGGAAUCCAAGGCGGACUGCGACAGUUCUGCUUCCUCGGCGCGUGGAUCUUGUUCUUUGACUCCAUCAUGCUGUUAACCUUCUACACUGCAAUCCUCACCAUCAAGCUCGAGAUCAACCGCAUCAAGCGCCACGUAGCGCUGCGACGCGCAUUGGAGGAUGACGGCAUUGACGGCAAGGUGGCUGAGAACGUCGCACGUAGCAGCGAGUGGCCUAGUAACUCUGGGGACGUCCAGCUUCGCUCCAACACCACUACCAUUUUCGGCAAGAAGAUUACGGUCCCCAAGUUCAAAGUCAUCAUGGUUGCAGGAUUCUUCCUGGUUAAUUUCCUGAAUCUGGCUACCUAUCGAUUUGGCUUGACCCAGGCUCAGGGCUCCCAUGGGACGAGUGUGGGUGUAUCGCCUCCUCUCGAUCCCUUCAAGGUCGCUGGAAGCGGACUGGACCACAUUCUCGAGCAGGCCAAAAGCACUGGAGUCGGCACGCUCGUUACGGUACUGAUGCCCAUCAAAUACCAACUCGAGUACCCGUCUAUUCACUACGCUGAACCCAAUGUCAUCGAGUCCGAUUCAGCUUUCGGUGCCAACAUCAGCAACCACAUCGUCGACGGAGUUCUCAAGAGUCUGGAAGACCCUUUCCUCAGCAAAUGGAUCGUGCUUGCACUUGUCAUGAGCGUGGUCUUGAAUGGCUACCUCUUCAACGCUGCACGUCUGACUAUCAAGGACCCGCACAAGGCUCUUGAGCCGCCUUCACCAUCAGAAGUUCAAGAUGGAGCUCCCUCCACCACACAGUCUCGUGUUCCUUCCAUGUCUGUACCCACACCACCAAGGACCCCCGGGCCUGAGGAUCAAGCUGGCCGCGGCGGCAUCAAGCCAUUCACUGAGAUUGCGCCUCGGCCCGCUGCCGUGCCACAGAGACUUCAGGUCGACACUCCUGCCGGCCCUACCGAGCACCAGCAGAAGCAGCCCAAUCGGCCUAUGGAAAUCCUCGACCAGAUGCUCAAGGAGAAGAAUGCCCCCAAGAUGACCGAUGAGGAGCUGAUUGAACUUUCUCUCAAAGGCAAGAUUCCCGGAUAUGCUCUUGAGAAGACUCUGGGUGACAAGACCCGCGCUGUAAAGAUUCGACGUGGUCUGGUUUCACGCACACACGCAACACGCGAGACAUCGACACUCUUGGAACGUUCUCUCCUGCCGUACGAGAAUUAUAACUACGAUCUCGUCCACGGCGCAUGCUGUGAGAACGUCAUCGGCUACUUACCUCUGCCUCUCGGUGUCGCGGGACCUAUCCUUGUCGACGGCCAGAACUACUUCCUCCCCAUGGCUACCACCGAGGGCGUCUUGGUUGCCUCGACAUCGCGCGGUGCUAAGGCAAUCAACGCUGGUGGCGGUGCUGUAACUGUUGUCACGAACGAUGGUAUGACUCGAGGACCUUGUAUAGGAUUUGACAGCUUGGCUCGUGCCGGUGCUGCCAAGAACUGGCUCGACUCCGAGGAAGGGCAGAAGACUAUGGCGGACGCCUUCAACUCGACGUCUCGUUUCGCAAGGCUCCGAACACUCAAGAGCGCCAUCGCCGGCACCAAUCUCUACGUACGCUUCAGGGCCACGACUGGUGACGCCAUGGGUAUGAACAUGAUCUCCAAGGGUGUCGAGCAUGCCCUGACCGUUAUGGCCACGGACUGCGGCUUCGACGACAUGCGUGUCGUGACUGUGUCUGGUAACUACUGCACCGACAAGAAGGCCGCCGCCAUCAACUGGAUCGACGGCCGUGGCAAGGGUGUCGUCGCCGAAGCCAUCAUUCCCGGCGCCGUCGUCAAGUCCGUCCUGAAGUGCGAAGUCGACGAUCUUGUGCAAAUGAACAUCUCCAAGAACCUCAUCGGUUCGGCUAUGGCCGGCUCAAUUGGUGGUUUUAACGCUCAUGCUGCCAACAUUGUCGCUGCCAUCUUCCUCGCCACAGGUCAGGAUCCUGCGCAAGUCGUGGAAAGCGCAAACUGCAUCACCAUCAUGAACAACGUGAACGGAAACCUCCAGAUUUCCGUGUCCAUGCCCUCGAUCGAAGUCGGCACAAUCGGCGGUGGCACAAUCCUCGAGCCCCAAUCCGCCAUGCUCGAUCUCCUCGGCGUACGCGGUGCCCACCAAGAAACACCCGGCGACAACGCGCGCCAGCUAGCCCGCGUCAUCGCCGCCGGUGUCCUGGCGGGCGAGCUGAGUCUGAACAGUGCGUUGUGUGCAGGCCACCUGGUCAAGGCGCACAUGGCACACAACAGGAGCAACGUGCCAUCGAGAGCACCCACCCCUGCACCGCAGACCCCCGCUGGAAACGGGUCGCAAACACCAAUCACAAACGGCGGCCCGAUCCCCAGGCGUUAG